UUUAUAGAUGUCGCCGAAUGAAGAAGGCUUGUCCCUUCGGGGACAUCCGAUAAAAUUGGAACGAUACAGAGAAGAUUAGCAUGGCCCCUGCGCAAGGAUGACACGCACAAAUCGAGAAAUGGUCCAAAUUUUUUUCCUCUUUGUCCCCAUCGAUCCACGAACUAGGUUCCUUUUUGCCUUUUGUCUGCCAGUGGGAUCGCUGUGUCGAUUCGAUUCGAUUGGAGUUCACCCUCUGUGCUAUUUUGUUCGUUAAGGAGGCUUCGGAAAAGCUUUUCAGGUUUCGUUACCAAGAAUUUUAUGUGACUAUGUCUCUGAAGGAAAGAAGGGCAAGCCUUGGUAGAUUGCUCCUUUGUGACUGCAAGGUUAAAGGCUCGAGAUCUGAAAACUGGCUCUUUGCAAAUGAUCCUCCCUCGACUCUCCCAAAGCAAGGAGUCUUGUACGCUAUGGAUGCUCCUUUCGUGUCACUGCAGAAAUUGUUGUAGAGAAAUUCAAGAUAUAGGGAUUUCAGUUCUUAUUACCAAAUCAGGUUAUGUGAAGUGUGAAGGAACUUGAUGAGGCAGAUGGGUAUCUUUCCCAAUAAGCUAUCCGUUUGUGUAAAGGCUAGUGGAGGAAUUUUGUAAGUCCACACAAGUUGUUAUCGAAGGUUAAAGUGGCCAUAGCUGUCGAAGUAAAUAAAAUUGCUUACUUCAUGUUUGAGUUGAGGUGAGAAUCCUUGCUAGAAGAGUCUGCAAAAGCCUUGGAGUUGGAGGAAGAAGCUUUUAGGCCAGCCAGUCUUGCAUCAUUAUGAUGGCCCCAAGUUUCCACACAAACAAAUUGUUUGGUUUCUCACUGCAUAAAUGCUUCACAAAUACAUUAUGAUGGGUAUUGACCGUAUUGUAUGUUCAAGUUUCUGUUUUCUGUUAUAUAUAUAUAUAUAUAUAUAUUAAGGUUCCUGUUUUCAAAGGGUAUGGACUGUGGAGAUAAUCAUGUUUUCCAAAUCUCUAAAUUAUUUAGAAAAUAUAAAAGUUUUCAAAUUUUCUUCAAUUUAAAAAUUAUAUUUUUCUAAAAAACAACAACUAUCUUUCAAUUGCAGAACCCAAUUUCGUUCUGCGUAGGGGAAAGAAUGGAGCAACAAAGAAAGAUUCUUGUGUCAUCCGUUUUGCAGGAAGAGCAAUGGCAUGCAAAUCAAAGCAAGGACCAGCGAUUGACUUGUUGUAUCCAUGGCUAAAUCAACCGCCAAAUGUUCCUGCCAAGAAUACUCCUCUUCACAAACCAAUGUCUCCUCCACCGCACCUUCGCUUCUUGUGCUCCGCCGCCGCUGAAGCCUACAAACCUCUCGCUCCUCGCCAACCAGUGCGCGUCGAUGCACCAACUCAAACAAAUCCACGCCCAAAUGAUCGUCUCAGCCAGGAUUCACGACAACUACGCUGCCAGCCGAUUAUUAUCCUUCUGCGCUCUUUCGGAGUCGGGUGAUCUCGCUUACGCUCUAAAGCUCUUUCAGUUUACUCAGGAACCCAAUUCUUUCAUGUGGAACACUCUCAUUAGAGCUCUUGCUAGUAGCCCAGAACCCUAUGAAGCUGUGUUUCUGUAUGUAAAGAUGCGGAGGCUUGGUGUUGUACCAGGUAAGCACACUUUCCCGUUUCUUCUCAAGGCGUGUUCUAAUAUGCGAUCGCUUGAAUCUUGUAAACAAGUGCAUAACCAUGUUUUGAAGUUCGGAUUGGAGCUGGACUUGCAUGUUGUCAAUGGGUUGGUCAGGAGUUAUUCCAUUUCGAGCGAUUUGAGUGGUGCCCGCAAAGUGUUCGAGGAAAUGCCGGACAGAAAUUUGAGUAUUUGGACGACCAUGAUAUGUGGGUAUGCUCAAAACUUUUGUGCUGAUGAAGCGUUGGAGUUGUUUGAUCAGAUGACCGCUGAUGGGUUUGAACCAAAUGGGGCAACUUUAGCUUCUGUGCUGUCAGCUUGUGCUCAAUCAGGAUGUUUGGAUUUGGGAAGAAGGAUUCAUGUUUUUAUGGAAGAGAGAGGGGUUGAGCUGGGAGUCAUUCUUGGCACGGCAUUGGUUCACAUGUACGCCAAGAAUGGAGCAAUUUGCAUGGCUCGAAAGUGUUUCAUGAGAAUGGCUGAAAGGAACAUUGCAACGUGGAAUGCAAUGAUUUGCGGGUUGGCUGUUCAUGGUCAUGCUGAAGAAGCAAUUGAUCUGUUCCAGAAGCUAGAGAGCGAGCAGAUUAAGCCGAAUGACAUCACAUUUGUUGGGGUUUUGUCUGCCUGCUGCCAUGCUGGCUUGAUUGAUUUUGGUCGAGAAAUUUUUCAUUCCAUGAAAAGGGUGUACUCCCUUGAACCUAAGAUACAGCACUAUAGCUGCAUGGUUGAUCUUCUAGGGCGAGGUGGGAGGCUACAAGAGGCUGAGGAUCUAAUAAAAGGAAUGGUGUGGAAAGCUGACGUAGUGAUUUGGGGAGCUCUGUUGGCAGCUUGUAAGAACCAUGGUGAUUUUGAUGUUGCAGAAAAGGUGGUGAAAGAAAUUCUUGAUUUAGAACCUCAUAAUCACGGGGUUUAUGUUGUUUUGUCCAACAUGUAUGCAGAGGCUGGACUAUGGGAGGACGUUUUGAGGCUGAGGAAGGUGAUGAAAGAAGGUAAUUUGGUGAAAACACCUGGGCGGAGCCUUGUGGAUGGUGAUAAUUAAGAAUGUUUCUAUGUAGCUGGAUCCCAACAACAACAAUAAUCCCAAGCUUAAUCCCAAUAUGUGGGGUUGGCUAGGCCCAUUUGAUCAAAUUAUUGAUGAAGAGAUGGUGGCUUUGUAUUAACUGAAGGUGAAACCAUGAUAUGCUGUCCUUUCCAACAGUGUUAGGGAUUCCAUUUUAAUCUAGCUAUCUGACUGCUGAUUAUUGUUUCA
This is a messenger RNA of Diospyros lotus (date-plum), 2863 nucleotides long. Its product is annotated as pentatricopeptide repeat-containing protein At2g36730-like. Gene Ontology annotation, biological process: RNA modification. Bases 1220 to 2653 code for a protein of 477 amino acids. Lineage: Eukaryota; Viridiplantae; Streptophyta; Magnoliopsida; Ericales; Ebenaceae. The record is from RefSeq and is a predicted model, not a curated record. Gene Ontology annotation, molecular function: RNA binding; protein binding. The transcript is spliced from 5 exons.